Messenger RNA from Naumovozyma castellii, 1557 nucleotides. It is a transcript of the gene ATF2, whose product is annotated as alcohol O-acetyltransferase. The transcript has a single exon. Bases 1 to 1557 code for a protein of 518 amino acids. The record is from RefSeq and is a predicted model, not a curated record. Lineage: Eukaryota; Fungi; Ascomycota; Saccharomycetes; Saccharomycetales; Saccharomycetaceae.
AUGACACAAGAUCAAGUAACCCUAGACGAAUACAAACCAUACAUUGCCGACGAAUUAAUUGAAAGAGGGCAUGCUAGACGUAUGGGUCAUCUAGAAAAUUAUUUUGCUCUUUUACAAAGACAAAAACUAUAUACUAAUUUCUCCAUCUACGGUGAAUUGAACAAGGAAGUGAAAGACGUUGACCUUACACGGGCGUUAAGGAGCAUUAUUUUCAAAAAUCCGAUUUUGGCCCAUACUAUUGUACCUAAGAAGUAUCCUGAUCAAGAGCCAUUUUACCAAAGCGAGGAAUAUUUGAAUGCCCCUUAUCCUGAGCAUGAUUUCAUUAAAGUUUUACCUAAAUUAUCACUUUCUGAUAUUCUUAUCAAUGAACAGGAGGAAUUUCGAGAAAUUGUAGAUGAUAUAUUAACUCAAUUUAAAGAAGCUAAUGGGGUCAUUACACCAGAUAUUAUGAAGGCAGUUGCAUAUGUUAUAAUCCCCAUCUGUGACCCUUCAAGACCAAAUUGGAGAUUAUUUAGGUUAUCACCAACGAAGUUUUUCUAUAUUAGUAAUCAUUGCACAUCAGAUGCAAUUAGUGGUGUGAAUAUAUUCCAAGAUAUCUGCACUGAACUGUCACAAAAUGAUGAAGAACCCUUUAGGGACGAUUUACAAAUUUUCAAUUAUGAGGAAGAUUGGGAAUCAUUCCACAAGAUAUAUAUCCCAAUUACAGAUAUAAUUGAAUAUCGUCCUGCUCUAACUUCGCUACCGAAAAUAAUUGCUUCAGCGUUAGUGAAAGGCUUCUUGAAUUACAGAAAUUGGCCCACAGAACUGACUUCCACAAAUGACAAGGGUAUACCUUUUGACUUCAACAUUAUAACCUUCACUAAUGAUGAAGUAAAUUCCAUCAGGGAGACUGUCAAAAAAUACAAUUGUACUUUUACCCCAUUUCUACAAGCUUGCUGGUUCGUAGCCAUGUUCAAUAACGGUAAGAUCUUCCACAUGGAUUCAUGGAGAGAAUGGGGGCUUGAUGUAGCCAUUCCAAGUAAUUCGCGAAGAUUCCUAGCUGAUGAAGAAUUAAAAGAUAUUUAUAAGUAUGGUUCCAACGUUGGUGGAUUGCAUUACACGCAUUUAAUCUCCUCGUUUAAUAUUCAACUAGAUGAGAAGGAGAAGUUUUGGGAUUUAGUACAAUAUUAUCAAGAUGGCUAUACGAAAUCGUAUGAAAAUGGUGAUCACUUCAGUGGUCUGGGGUUAUUAAUGAUGGACGGACUCGUCAAGAGACAAAAUAUCGAUAAAGUCAUAUCCUCUGAUUACCUACACAAGACUCGUGCUGGUGUACUAUUCAGCAAUGCAGGCUUUUUCCCACAGGACAGGACGCAAGCGUACCACGUCAAUGAUUUGCUUUUCACACAGAGUCAAGGAGCCAUGAAGUUUUCCUUUGGGCUAAAUAUUGCUACUACCAACAUUGGAGGAAUGAAUAUUGCCAUAAACGUGGCGCAAGGAACGUUUGACGAUGAGGAGGGGAUCAUUGACCUCAGCCAGGAUUUCUACCGUAACAUCAAGAGCUUCUCAAAUAUUGCUUAA